Messenger RNA from Fusarium subglutinans, 1560 nucleotides. RefSeq lists its product as uncharacterized. NCBI's taxonomy places the organism in Eukaryota, Fungi, Ascomycota, Sordariomycetes, Hypocreales, Nectriaceae. Bases 1 to 1560 code for a protein of 519 amino acids. The transcript has a single exon. The record is from RefSeq and is a predicted model, not a curated record.
AUGUUCCGCCGUCACUCCCGUCUUACUUAUGACCCGAAGCAAUUUCCCAACUACCGCCCCUACCCCGAAACCGGUUUCGAGCGCCUCAUCAAGGAGUGCCCGAAUGUAUUUCACUUCAUUGCUUUCACAAUCAAAUUUCAGAUUUCUAUUUUCAGUAUCAUUCUGGAGUGGUUCUGUAUGAUGCUUCGCAGUCCUCUCCAGUACUCCAAGCACAACGAUUGGAUCGUCGGCCACUACGAGGCAAGCCCUACUACUUCUCACAUGCUCUGGGGAGCCUUCAUCACUGCCUGGUCCUUUCACUUCAUGUACCGUAUCGGAAAAGCUGUUUGUGAGGUGAUCAUUGAUGCCUAUGACGACCCUGUGUGGGCUCUUUACGAGAUCUGGGAUCUCGGGGUGUCCUCGCAGUUCUUUCUUGUCCGCACCAUCUUUUUCAUCCUCACUACCAUCUUCAAAUUCAUCUGCUUUUGGACCGUCUUCCUCUUCAACAUGUCGACAUACUCAUUCGUCGUCUGCCUCGCCCUGCUCUGCGCUGUUGCCAUGUGGCAGCUACACUAUUACUUUUUCGUGUAUCGCCCUCAGGAAGUGCCUGAAGAGAUCUUGUAUGAGUCCCCCCAGAAAGAAGUUCUUUCUACCCCCGACAGACCUGGCCGCUGCUUUCGAGUACCUACACCUUCUACUGGGUCGUCCACUUCCUCCCGAUCAUCACCUGGGCAUAGUCCACCUCACCUUCGACCCCGACCAUCAAACAAACCCCCUGGCGCUGCAUACGUCAACGUAUCCCCCAAAGCCAUACAAAAGCUUCAUGACGAAGGAGUCUUCGUCCCAGAACCCACCAGAGCUGCCGACUACUCUUGGCUGGAACCCUUCGCAUUUAAACGCCCUACCAACUUCAGCCGAUCUGAUGCAAAGGCGCACUUCCGAAGAGUUAGAGAAAUCGAGAGGAAGAAAGGCAUAAUAUCAAACAGCCCUGACCCUUAUAAGGACGAUCCUCCCUCUCCUACUGUUAUUACAAAGACCGCGUGGAUUUAUUCUAACAUGGAUGCUGUCAAUCGACUGCUUCGAAACAUCACAGACGAUAUCACCGAGAUGAACAUCCUGCUUAACACUUUCAAAGACAAAGGCAGCGUCAAGCCCCUUCCCGACGCCUCACCUACGAUACCAUUGUCGCCCCGAACACAACGGCGAAACGCUACUCUCGCUGAGGUAGACCGCAUUGGACAAGUAAUUAAUGACUGUACACGUGAGAUCAACAUUCUCUCAGAGCGUGUCUAUAGCCGCCAGCGCUGGACUGAAGAUACGCUGAAUCACAUCGAUCGUCUGGUUGUCCACGCAGGAGAUGCCGCUACCCGCGCGAUUUGUAUAGAAGUCGAAGAUUGCAAAAGGCGUGUUGAUCUCGCGUUCAAGGGCGUCGAUGCGGCAAUUGAGAGCUCUAAUGAAAUUGAAGAAUUUUGCGUUGAUCGCCAAAUAGAACUGGAGGCCCAAGCCAAAAAGUUACGUCGUAUGGAUCGAACCCAGGCUAAGCAUCCUAACAUUACAAUCAUUAAAGACUACUAUGGUUGA